UGGGCAGACAUGGUGCCCCUGCUGCUGCUGCCCCUGCUGUGGGGGGGGUCCCUGCAGGAGUCUCCAGGGUACCAGCUCCAACUGACGGAAUCGGUGACCGUGCAGGAGGGUUUGUGUGUCCUUGUGCUCUGCUCCUUCUCCUACCCCUGGGAUCGGAGGAAUUUCCCUCGUGAACUCUACAUCUACUGGUUCCGGAAUGGGGAUUCCCGGCCCUACUCUAUACUUGUGGCCACAAACAACCCAGAGCAACAAGUGGAUACAGAAACCCAGGGCCGAUUCCGCCUCGUCGGGGACCCCAGGACCAACAACUGCUCCCUGAGCAUCAGAGACGCCAGGAGGAGCGAUACAGGCAUCUACUCCUUCCGAUUGGAGAGAGGAUAUUAUGUGAACUAUAGUUACAGAGAUAAGAAGCUGCAUUUGCAGGUGACAGACUUGACACAGAAACCUGACAUCCACCUUCUGGAGCCUCUGGAGUCUGGCCGCCCCACAAAGCUGACCUGCAGCCUGCCAGG
Equus quagga is the source of this 512-nucleotide messenger RNA. RefSeq names its product sialic acid-binding Ig-like lectin 14. The transcript has 3 exons. Gene Ontology annotation, cellular component: plasma membrane. The record is from RefSeq and is a predicted model, not a curated record. Lineage: Eukaryota; Metazoa; Chordata; Mammalia; Perissodactyla; Equidae. Gene Ontology annotation, biological process: cell adhesion. The annotation marks the transcript as partial. Gene Ontology annotation, molecular function: sialic acid binding.